AUGGCCAGUACCCAGCAAAGACCCCACUUCGGGCGGAAGAACACCUCCCCCUUCCCAGAACCUUUCCUGCAGAUGAUCCAUGCCCCGGAGUGCACCCCGACUCCUGCCCACACGUGGUCUCAGCGGGAGUUCCUCCUGCCCCACAGGCCCGUCGAGUUGCCUGGCUUCAACUGGCAGCACUACCAAGAGGCGCUGCUGAAGCCCCUGUCGGCCGUGGACAGGAGGGCGCAGGUGCACCGCCGAGGGCUGGCGCCUCACAAGGACAUGACCCAGCACACCUGGGGCUUCCACACGUGGCAGGAUGUGGGCCAGCUGCCGGCCGCCUUCCCCGCCAGGCCCAACAUCCACUAUGACAGCAACAUCUGGCGUUGGCUCACCAACGCCAGUGCCCACCGCCAGGCCCCCACCGAGACCUCCGUGCCCCCUCCCUCCCGCUUGGGGGCCCACAGCUUCCUCACCUUCAUCUACUGCAACCCCAUCUUCCGGGACACGAAGAGGAAGAAGCAGGUGAUCGCCAAGACCCAGACGAUGCUGCAACAGGGGCAGAAGCUCCAACUGAGGAGCGAGGCCAGGGUCCCGCCGCUGGACGCCAAGGGCAACAUCCUGGCCCCCAAGAACUUCAAGAAGUUCCCGCACAUCUCAGCUGGUGGAAGGUUCCAGGCCAAGGGCCCCCAGCUCCUGGCCAACCCGCUCCCCAACCUGUUUGCCAGGCGCCUGCCCUGCCCCAACCCGCUGCCUCACUACCAGCAGAAGACCUUCGGGCUGGUCCUGCAGCCCCGCGCCCCCCUGAGCCAGGAGCUGGUGAGCAGAUACGUCGCCCUCACGGAGGAUAGGCUGGUCUGGCCCCUCUGUCACUCCGUGGGGCCACACUGCUCGCCGGCCGGCCGGGCCGAGAACCUUCUGCGCGCUUGGAUGCUCUCCUUUUCCGCCGGGAGCCCCCGCCCCCGCUCGCACCCCGACGCGGGCCGCAGGUGA
Molecule: messenger RNA, 975 nt
Organism: Sorex fumeus (smoky shrew)
Lineage: Eukaryota; Metazoa; Chordata; Mammalia; Eulipotyphla; Soricidae
Gene: TEX52
Product: testis expressed 52
Exons: 4
Coding region: 1-975 (324 amino acids)
Source: RefSeq, a predicted model, not a curated record